CUUUUCCUCUCGAGCAAAUUCCAGCCAUGCGUCGGUGGGCUGCGUCUGCUCUCACCUCCUCUUCACGCUCCCUGCCAUCGCGCACGACGCGUCGGGCACAGAGUGCACUUGCCGCCGCUGCCCGACCUGUUCCGAAAGACUUUCCUCCGGCGAAGUCCACCGCGUCCACUCCAGGACCGUCAAUAACAAUCAAGGACUCCCGACCUGACCCAUUUCAUAUUGUUGCACCCCAGCUUGCCCAGCUGCGCACUACACUCUUCAACCUUCUUGGCUCCUCCCAUCCUGAACUUCAAACGGUAGCACAGUACUACUUCUCUCACCCGUCAAAGCAGCUUCGACCACUGCUUGUCCUUCUCUUCGCCCAAGCAACAAACGGUCUCGGACGCGCAUAUCCCCAAGUCGCGUCGUCCGUGCUUAAUGCCGGUGUUCCCAAUGCGUCUGCAGGCAAGACUGGCAUGGAACCGCUCGACGCGCCGCUUACGCGACACGACGUAUUGAACGACUAUAACCCCCGUAUGCCAGACGAUACCGCUUCUUUCUCCACCACCUUUGCUCUGCGCAAACCUUCGGGGCCCACCGGGGCGCGUUUCACACCAACCCCCGCGCUCUCCGAGUAUAGACCCGCGGUUGCGAACACCCUUCUCCCUACCCAGCAGCGCCUCGCCCAGAUCGUGGAAAUGAUUCACGUCGCAUCUCUGCUGCAUGACGACGUCAUCGAUAUGUCACCCCUCCGCCGAGGCGCUCCUUCGGCACCCAACGCGUUCUCGCCAAAACUCGCCGUGCUCGGUGGCGACUUCCUACUAGGCCGUGCAUCCGCCGCACUUGCGCGCCUUGGAUCGAACGAAACCGUCGAGCUCAUUGCGAGUGUCAUCGCGAACCUCGUCGAGGGCGAAGUUCUCCAGAUCCGUCCGCCUGAUGCACGUGUAGAGGCCGAACUCAACACGACGGUCAAGGUGGCAGAAACGCAAGGGGAUGCUGUACACAGUGCAAGCUGGCAGAUCUACUUGCAGAAGACGUACAUGAAGACGGCGAGUCUUAUGGCCAAGGGUGCUCGCGCGGCGGUGGUGCUCGGUGGAUGCGAGGAUGGGGAUAUCGCGAAGGAGGCCGCAUAUGCGUAUGGCCGGAACCUUGGCAUUGCAUUCCAGCUUCAAGAUGAUGUUCUCGAUUAUGCGGCAUCUGAGGCGCAGUUGGGCAAGCCUGGUAACGCCGACUUGAAGCUUGGAUUGGCAACGGGCCCUGCGUUGUAUGCAUGGGAGGAGCAUCCUGAGAUGGGUGCGCUGAUCAAGCGGAGGUUCGAGCAGGAGGGUGAUGUUGAACUCGCUCUUAACCUGGUUCGUCGCUCAUCCGGUGUUGAGCGAACGAGUCAGCUGGCACAAGCGCACGCCGACAAGGCCCGUGAAGUGUUAGCCUUCCUACCGCCAAGCGAUGCCAGAACAGCGCUCGAGGCGCUGACCGAGCGCGUCGUCAUACGCACUUGGUAAAUGCUAUGAACCAACUCCUAGAGCUUUACAUCAGGCUAGAGACGCUUCUUGAUAUCCUCAUUGUCGUGUCGGUUAAUGACAUGAUGUCUCGCCUCAAUCCCAUCUCAGCAAAAUAGACAGACACAUAUCUCGAGCUAAUACCUCUACAAACUUCAGUCGCCUUUGUCGUAGUCGGGUACACCAGAGGAGUGCUAGACCGUGGACAUGCAGCUUACGCACGUACGCACACACACACAUAAUCAUAAUUCA
This is a messenger RNA of Coniophora puteana RWD-64-598 SS2, 1730 nucleotides long. Its product is annotated as terpenoid synthase. Gene Ontology annotation, biological process: isoprenoid biosynthetic process; ubiquinone biosynthetic process. The record is from RefSeq and is a predicted model, not a curated record. Gene Ontology annotation, cellular component: transferase complex. The coding region runs from base 27 to 1481 and encodes 484 amino acids. Gene Ontology annotation, molecular function: prenyltransferase activity. Lineage: Eukaryota; Fungi; Basidiomycota; Agaricomycetes; Boletales; Coniophoraceae. The transcript is spliced from 3 exons.